AUGGAGCAGAUUAAGGACGAGGUUGGCGAGCGGCUGACGGGGACCGCGCCGACGUGGGAGGACUUGUGGCGCGCGCGCGAGUACAACGGCCUCGCGACGGAGGAGGAGGCGCGCGAGAGGAGCUGCAACACGCCGCUGCAGCUCGGCUGCGGGACGCCGGGCGGCGCGGAGAUUCUCAUCGCUAUCUGCCGCGUCUUCGUGCAGCGCCAUCCCGAGGGCGCCAUCUUCUCUGACGAUAAGGUCAACGGCUUCAACUCGAUCACACGCGGCGCCAUCUUCCGCGGCCUUCGCACCUUCUUCCCCUCGCUCAUCCCGGUGGCGCGCUUCUACUACCAGUCGGUCGACGGCGACGACGCCGAGGCGGUCGACCCGCGCCUCUGGUUGCUCGGCGGGCACGGCAAGGUGGAGGCGUGCGACAGCGCGGGCGAGGUCUACGCGUCGCGCGAGGGUUGCCAGCAGGGCGACCCGCUCGGGCCGCUGCUGUGGUCCUUCGGGUACCACCAGGCGCUCCUCGAGAUGCAGGCGCGCAGUCCGGACUCGAUUUGCCUUGCGCCUGGACGCCGCAGCGCUGAACUCAUUGAUGACACCUACUGCCUGGACGUCUCGCCGGCGGCGGCCUGCGCUGCGGCGGCGGCGGGCGAGGACGCCACCGACGACUUGUGCGGCGUCACGUCCAACCAGAAGAAGCAGGAGGUCUACUCGCCGACGGGCGACCUCUCCUUCCUGCCGGCGGCGGUUCGCGGCUCGCCCCACCACGCCGACGGGCGCCUGCUCGUCAUCAAGGUGCUCGGGACUUUCCUGGGCGACGCUUCUGAGGCCUCCCGCCGCCUCGUCGAGCGGGUGCGCCGUGCGCUGGCGCCGCUGGCGGGGCGGGAGGGCGUGUGCGGCCUCCACGACACGCGGCGGUGCAACCUCGCGCUCCAGAUCCAGAUGACGCUCAAUCGCUUCUGCGCGAACGCCUCCCUCAACUACUUCCUCCGCACGAUGCCGGAGGAGGCGACGCGGGAGGCGGCGCGGCUGCACGAUCGGCUCAUCGGCGAGGCGUUCGACGAGUUCACGGCGGGGCGCUUGAGCUCGACGGCGCAGCGCAGGGCGGCGCUGCAGCAGGCGCGGCUGCCAGUCAAGCUCGGCGGCGCUGGUCUCACCUCCAUGUCGGCCAUCACCGACGCGGCGAUCGUCGGCUCGUGGUGCCUCUGCUGGGAGCCUAUAGCUCGCCUCUGCCCGCAGCUGGCGCGCGGCAUCGACCUCGGCGCUGCCGCGGUGGCGGCGUCGGCGGUGGCAGCGGCGGAGGCGGCGACCGGGCAGGCGGAGGCGGAGUCGGCGGUCGAGCAGGCGCUGGCGGCGGUGUCUCUCAAGGCGAGGUAUGCUCGCGAGGCGCGUGCGCGCGGGGCGGCGGGCGGUGGCGGUGGCGGCGGCGGUGGCGGGGAUGCUGAGAUGCGGGCCGCCGAGGGCGGCGUGGGCGGCGAGGGCGGCGAGGCCGCCGAGGGCAGCGAGGGCGGCGAGGGCGGCGAGGGCGGCGAGGGCGGCCGGGGCGGCGAGGGCGGCCAGGGCGGCGAGGGAGGGGAGGCGGGCGGCGCCACUCUAGGUGGCGGGGGCGGGGCUGGCGCGGCGGGGGGCGGCGCCGGCCCCGCCGCCGACGGGGGCGCGGAGGGCGCCGAGUCGAGGGCGGCGGAGGCAGCCAAGGCGGCGGUGGGCCGCGGGCUGCGCGGCGACGAGGUGGUGGACGCGAUCCGACGCGCGGGCGUGGUUUUGCUGCCGGUCCACCUCGACGUCGCACGCCGCCAGGCGCGGCUGGUGGCGGCGCACGCCGCCCUCGACGCCAAGUACCGAGAGGACAAGAAGACGUACUAUUUCUUCGACAAGACUGGCCGGGCCUACCGCAUCUACAACCCGAGAGGGCUGCCCCCGGCGCAUACAUACCUUCCGCUUACCGAAUGGAGCUCGCGCAGCAAUCUUCUACAACACGCUCAGCGCCGAUACUCCGCGACGAUUCACCAUUCGGCCUGGAGGGAGAUGCAUGCGGCGGCGGGCCGCGCAGGGAGGAGGGAGCAGGUGCGGUUAGUCUCGGCGAGCCAGUUCGGCGCGGGCGCGUUUUUGAACGCGAUCCCGACCCGCGCGCACUUCCGUCUGCCCUCGUACGUGCUGCGCUUCGCGCUGCAGCGCCGCUUCGGAUUACACCUGUCGAUGAUGACGGACGUCAUGGCGGACGGCAUCUACAGCCAGCACGGUCUGCCCUUCGACGCCCUUGGCGACGUGGCGCAGAACGACGGCGCGGCGGGCCACCAGACGCGGCACAAGGAGGUCCUCCUGGACCUUGUCGAGCUGCUGCGGGGCAAGCUGGGGCGCGGCGCGGUGGAGCACGAGUUUCACUGCGAGCACAGCACUACGAGGACGGACUUGUACAUUUACCAGGGCGUGAUUGGGGACCUGCCCUGCAUCGGCGACACGAAGAUCUUUGCCGGUGUGCCGUCGGACCCCUCGGGGGUGGGGCGCAUGGGGGCAUUCGUCGCUUGCGGCAACACGCUGCCACGCGCCCGCGAGACGGUUCUGGGCGUGGAGGGCGGGGACAGGGGUGGGAGGGUGGGGAUGUGGGACCCGCGGACGGGGACCGGGACGGUCGAGGCUGUCAAGGGCCAGUACACGGACGCAGAGGGGAAGUGCCGCGUGGAGGCGCUGCUCUUCGAGGAGUUCGGCGCUAUGAGCGCGGGGGUGGAGGAGCUGCUGAUGCGGGUGGCUAAGGUGGCGGGCCGGAAGCUCACGUGGUGGCAGUACGACCAGACGUCGUGGUCGGCGCGCGAAUGGAUGCCGUUUGCGCUGCAGCGACUGUCGGCGGCGUACGUCGCGCGGCAGAACCGCGAGCGCGAGGAGGCUGCGGAGCGCAUGCGUGCCAAGUUUGGCGGCAGCGGCGGCCUGAACGGCAAGCUCGGCGGCUGCGGGCCGAGCGGCUUCGGCUCGAGCGGGGGCUAUGGCGGCGGCAGUGGCGGCGGCGCCAAGGAGUGGCUCUCCGGCAAGAGGGCGCGAGCCUGCUGCGAGGCGCGAGCCUGCUCCGAGGCGCGAGCCUGCUCCGAGGCGCGAGCCUGCUCGAGGCGCGAGCCGGCUGCGAGGCGCGAGCCGGCUGCGAGGCGCGAGCCGGCUGCGAGGCGCGAGCCGGCUGCGAGGCGCGAGCCGGCUGCGAGGCGCGAGCCGGCUGCGAGGCGCGAGCCGGCUGCGAGGCGCGAGCCGGCUGCGAGGCGCGAGCCGGCUGCGAGGCGAGCCGGCUGCCCGGCGGCCGAGCCGUAG
Emiliania huxleyi CCMP1516 is the source of this 3279-nucleotide messenger RNA. RefSeq lists its product as hypothetical. NCBI's taxonomy places the organism in Eukaryota, Haptophyta, Isochrysidales, Noelaerhabdaceae. The transcript is spliced from 3 exons. The record is from RefSeq and is a predicted model, not a curated record. Bases 1 to 3279 code for a protein of 1092 amino acids.